This is a messenger RNA of Bemisia tabaci, 1645 nucleotides long. The record is from RefSeq and is a predicted model, not a curated record. Lineage: Eukaryota; Metazoa; Arthropoda; Insecta; Hemiptera; Aleyrodidae.
AAAUUUUACUAAUGAGAAGUCUGUUCUCUUUGCUGCGUCUCUUGCACGCAGCAAGGGCAUUGGAGAUAGACCAGCUUAAAAGAGGCCGAGAGGAAAAAUAAAAACCUGAGAUAAAUAUGUCGAACACCAUUGCACUUUCCGCAUGUUCGUAACAUUGGGUUCUGUAUUUAAUUUGUGCGUAAGGUAAUAAAAAUAUAUCACGGCUGGCUGAAUUACGAAAAAUCGAUUAUUUAUGGUGAAUUUUAAAAAAAAGGCUGAUUGCAGUUGAUCGGACAAAUUAUGCGUCUUCAUAACACUGAUACACGUAUGAUAUGCAUUAGGAAACAUAAUGUAGAACUGCUCCUAAACGUCAUAAGAUGAGAUAUGGUUGUAAACUCGUAGGUGCUGAAGUUUUUUUUUACACAUUAUCAUCUUUGGCCUCAAUUAAUUGACAUUGAAAGUCAUCAAAAUGAAAAGUUAUCAACCAGUGUUAAAAAGGGGCGUGCUUUGUAAUCAACAUAAUUGAUUUCUUUCUCGCUGUUCACUUUAAAAGAAAUUCACCGAUAUAGCACAAUGAUGCUCCGAUCAGUCAACUUUUGCUCUUCAAUAUGUGUGUGAUGGGUCUAAAGUAUGGGAAAAUCGGAAUAUUGCUGAGCCUUCGUGCACACACAAUAUUGGGAUACCUUACGCUCAUCGCACGAUUCCAAAAACAUGAUUGCUUGCCAAGGGGAAGCAAUCCAAAAUUUCAAGCCCAUCCAAUCAGUAAGCGUGCACUAUUUCUCCAGACAAAUGAAUUCGAUCAAAUAAAAAAAUUCACGAUUUUGUGCAAUGGAACAAGACUUGAGGACGUAUUGGAUUCUAAAUCAAGCAAACCGGAGAGGCCGUUAAACAACGCAUCAUUCUCGAUGAAUUUAGUGAGAGAAGAUUUUAUUGAGUUUGAAAAGACGAUGAACUCGGAGCUCAAGACAAUGUACAACACGAAAGACCAUCCAUGCGACUGGAACAACCUGAACUCGUUCAAAGUUUUCAUGGGCCUGUCAUUCUGCCCGAUGGACGAUUUUUGGGACAUAUUUUGGAACCAGGACACGCCAAAAGGGCCAAUCUGUCAUCUGCUGGUUCCAAAGAGUGAUAAUUUGGUCGACAAAACUGGUUUCGUUUUGAACUAUGGGCUGUGUGACACGGAAACAGGAAUGCAAAAAAUGGCUGAAAGAGAAAUAGAGAGAAUGGUUUUCAAAGAUUUAGGUUCUGACUUGCAACAAAAGGCACCCUCUGUUCGGCGCUUUUAUCGGAUUUACAUAGCAUUUCAUGGUCCUAAAGGAGUUGUAAAAUACUUUGGCCCUACUGAAUUGCAUCCAGGGGGCUAGUCUAAUAUCAUCUCAAACAGUACAUCACAAGAAAAAAAAAUCAGUAUAAAAUUUAAAUAAAAACAUUUAAUGUAAGUUCAUCUCCAUUUUUUAAUCCAUAAUUUUGGCUAAACCUCAUAACCAAAUGACGUAAAAGGCUACUACCAAAAAAUGCUUUGCAUCGACACAUUAAAAAAUCUUUGUCAAUUAUUUUAACAAGCCAGCAGCAAGAAAUUGACGUUGCAUUUUUAUUUCAAUCGUUAACUAAGGACAUAUCAAUUAAUAUUUAAAAAAAAAAAAAAAAAAAAAAAAAAAAAAAAAAA